AUGCCUCUGCAAUCAAGACUUGACUUUGGAUCGUCUCAAGGACAACCCGGUACAAGUGGCAGCAAUUGCAAUUCAACACCGUCAUCAAGUCAACCUCACCGUAUAAGGCAAUCACCUUCACAACACGGAAAUCUGAUCUCCCCCAGCCCGGAUAGCAGACGCCAACUAUCAAUCAACACAACUCCUGUCCCUUCAAAAAGGGUUGUAGAGGUUUUGGAUGGAUCUUCAGAGGAUGAACGUGUUCAACCUGAAAAGAAGAAGCAGAAAAAAAAACCAGCAAAGAAAAAAAAGAAGCCUACUGAAAAACAACCUACCAAAACAGAAACCGGUUCCACUUUUGUUACCAAGGACACACUCCGUGCCAAUUCAGACGGCGAAAAUGCAAAAGUUAAACCCCGAGCCACUAAAACGGACCACUCAGGCCUGCACGGCUAUUAUGGGGAACCUGAUUGGGAUGAGGGAGACGACCGUGAUCUGCCCCCUCUUUCAUAUCCAUGCUCUUGGUGUUGGUAUUUCUCCAUCUUGCGACACUUUGAUAAUGGCUUGCAUACUUCACCCGGCAUUUCGGCUGCAAUUCUUCCACACUUUCUUUGGCCCAACGUCUGCGAUAUCAAUUCGAGCCGAGGCCCUCUUCAAUCAACACUUUCAAAAAUAUCAAGCGUCUGCCUUGGCGAAUAA
Melampsora larici-populina 98AG31 is the source of this 678-nucleotide messenger RNA. RefSeq lists its product as uncharacterized. The record is from RefSeq and is a predicted model, not a curated record. The coding region runs from base 1 to 678 and encodes 225 amino acids. The transcript is spliced from 4 exons. Lineage: Eukaryota; Fungi; Basidiomycota; Pucciniomycetes; Pucciniales; Melampsoraceae.